CCCUACACCUCUGCUUUACCAUCACUUGCAAAACCUGAAAAAUCCUUCCUUUUCGUCUGUAACCCAAAACCCUAAAUUUGUUUUCUGUUCCAAUUCUCAACCAUUUCUACAUAAUUAUUUUUAGAUUAAACUUCCACUAUAUUCUACCUUCAAAUCCGUUUCUACCCAUUAAGUAUUUUGUUGUUGUUCUAUUUCUAGACUAUUCCAAGCUUUAAUUUCGGGCAUUUUAGUAAAAAAAAAUAUGCUAUGCCAUUCGCAUAAUUUUAUUGGGCUAUUGUGAUGGGGUCGAGUUUGCACCAAUGGGAAUCGGACCCUCUGUUUUCGGCUGCAGAGGUCGUCCAAGACUCCGCUGACAGGAUGGAAUCACUUUUCCGCCUUUUGUUGCAUGAGCAAAGUCUUGUUCAUGGUGAACAUCCGGAUCCAAAGCUACUUCUAUCAAUUGAUUAUCAUAGGCGUGAUCUUGCAACAACCCUUGAAACAGCAAAAUGGCAGUUGGAAGAUUUUGAAAGAGCGGUCAGCUUAUCAUCUACGACAGACAAGCCUCAAAUGCGGGAUGAUAUACUUUCCAGACACAAGCAGUUUGUCAUAGCCAUUAGGGAACAAAUAAUUAAUAUGGAGAAAAGCUUGGAAGAUGCUUCAUUGGGGGAUACCAUGAGAAUGAGAAACACUGAGUGGAUUAACUUAAAUGAACAAGACAGAGAUGGGUUGGCAUUGUUUCUUUCUGGGGGAAAUCCUGCAGAAAGCUUCAAUAAUUAUAGUGUAGAAGACAGUAGUGUAAUGAAAAGAUUUCUUGAUCCAACCACAGCAGCUAGUUCAAAAGACACUGCUUCUGGCCUUGUUGAGCACAGCAGCAGAGAAAUUGAAAGCCUGAAUAUCAACGGGAUUUCACAGAUUGACCACAACUUUGAUUCCAGGAAGGACAAUAACAUGAGGAAGGUGGGUUCUCAUUUUUCUUCAAGGUUGGGAUUUGAAGCACCUGACUGUCUUCAAGAGACCUCUUGUAACAGACAUGGUGAAGAUGAGAGUUGGGAUCUGGAAGCUAAUGAAGCCAAACCUAAAAGCUUCUUCCAUGGGAACAAGUUAUAUGGGUGGUGGAGCAGAUUGAAUGUGUUUCGUUUCUCAAAUAAUUUAUGGACUGCAUAUGGGAGCUCGGUCACUAGGAAUUAUACAAAGAGGUUAAAAGAUGGAGAGGAGCAUAGGCAUUCCCCGUCAUACAUUGAUAUAUCUCAUGGUGCACAGGGUCAGCAUAGCCGUUCCCGACGAAUGUACUUCAGUGUUUUGACAAAGGUUAUGUACUUUUGUCACUGGCUCGGAGCUUGUCGAGCAAGAUAUCAGAGAUCUCCGUACUAUGUUCAAGUCAAUCGACAUUCCAUUCAAUUGACAUUGAUAAUACUACUUACAAUCAUUAUUUUAGGUCUUUUGGUCUCUCAAAUAGCUUAAAAGCUGUAUUUGUUGGUUCAUUCCAGAGUCUAUAUACAGGGAUGUCCUUACAAAGAUGUAGCAAGAGUGGGAGCACUUGGUGCUAUGCUGCUAAUCUCUCACUUCAUUGAUCACGUGAUCCCUAUCCUUUCUGCUAGAAAUUUGUAUUGCAUGAAACUACUUCUACUCCUUUCAAUUUGCGAUGUCUUCCAAUCUUUCAAUGUGUUGUAUCAAUCUAAUAUCAGGGUUGCAAUGUC
Molecule: messenger RNA, 1676 nt
Organism: Corylus avellana
Lineage: Eukaryota; Viridiplantae; Streptophyta; Magnoliopsida; Fagales; Betulaceae
Biological process (GO): Golgi vesicle transport
Cellular component (GO): membrane
Source: RefSeq, a predicted model, not a curated record